AAAGGGGUAUGGGAUGAGGCUGGGGGGAAUAGAGCGCACGCGAGUGAGGCUGCCUAUCAAGUCGACUUCGUUCGUGGAGAGAGCACGUCUUGGUUGGAAGGAUAUUCGACUUGGGUGACCACCACAAACAUCCUUCUAAAUGAGCAGAGAUUUCAUUUGAUAGAUAACGAUACCGGGUUCGGGGGGGAGGCUGGUGGUGGACUGAAUGGAGAAGAGUGGCAUAUGGCGAAGAGAUGUGAGCGACUUCGUCUUCGUGGAGACCUUAUCUUCACACCCCCUCAUGAGCACGUUGGACCCGGAAGAACGCUAUCAAAUUCCCAGGGAAUCCCAUAG
Acaulospora colombiana is the source of this 333-nucleotide messenger RNA. The record is from the annotation of a GenBank genome assembly. NCBI's taxonomy places the organism in Eukaryota, Fungi, Glomeromycota, Glomeromycetes, Diversisporales, Acaulosporaceae.